Messenger RNA from Ectocarpus sp. CCAP 1310/34, 1541 nucleotides. The record is from the annotation of a GenBank genome assembly. Lineage: Eukaryota; Phaeophyceae; Ectocarpales; Ectocarpaceae.
CGUGCCAGCAGCAGCAGCAGCAGGGAUAGGGCGACCAACAGCAGUACAGCAGCAGUGUCCUGGCAAGAUAUGUUGCACUCUGCCAGAGCAUCUAGGAUUGCGAUUGCGUUUCGGCUGUUGGUCGGUGUACGCACGGCGUCAUCUUUCUCCAUGGCAGCAGCAGCAGCUGGCCGGCGCACGGUCGUCGUCACUGGAGCUGACGGAGGCAUCGGGAGCUCGUUUUGCAAGCACUACGCAAGCAAAGGUGACCAGGUCUUCGCCUGCAGACGAAAAUCAACCCCGGACGCGAGCUCGCUCUUCGACAGCAACCCUAACAUCCACGUCGUGGACGGGGUGGAUGUCACCAUGGACGAAGGGGCGGGGUGUCUCGUUAGCGCCCUCGAGAAGGCAGGCAGCCCGAAGGUGGACGUGCUCAUCAAUAAUGCGGGAGUCAUGAAGCGAGACCGUAACACGCUGGACAUAGGUGUUUUGCGCGAGUCCAUGGAGGUUAACGCCUACGGUGCUUUGAGAAUCACCAACACUCUGCUCGGCAAGAGGAUGCUGGCUGCUCCUGGGGCAAAAAUCAUCCUGAUCACAUCAAAGAUGGGAUCGAUGGCGGAUAACUCAUCGGGCGGAGCUUACGGGUAUCGCAUGUCCAAGGCCGCACUCAACGCUGCUGGUGUGUCAUUGGCCCACGAUCUGAAGGGCGAUGGUAUGGCCGUUGCCAUUCUUCACCCGGGCUGGGUGAGGACAAGGAUGACCGGCGACUCCGGAUUGGUUGACACCCACGAGUCGGUGGCGGGCAUGACGGAUAGAAUCGAGGAGCUAGACCUGUCGAAUUCGGGAACGUUUUGGGGGUUCAAGGGCGACGUCAUUCCUUGGUGAUUCUACGAACAGACAUAUUUUUUGCUUUAAUGGCUUGCGCUGCCCACCAAGAAGGGCAGACGAGAGUUGAGUGACGUGCCUUUUUUUUGUUGUGUUGACAACGCGCGGAACAGAGGUCGACAUCCGAUGACGAUAGGGGUCAUGAAGAAGGACUCCCUACCAGAGAUGGAACCUAGGGAAUGGAUGCGUUGCGGUCCUUGCAAUGAGCUUUGGUUGCGCUGUUCACGGGCGAGCACGGCUUGUCGGAUGCCUAUACGUAGGCAUAGGAGUUGGUAUCGUGGCAUGCUGAGUGUUGCGUUUGUUUUGUGCAAAUGAGAAAACAGUGUUCAGCAUCGAGCCGCCAGGUUGUUGCACGUUGUCGACGCAUGUGCGCGUUCAAGCGCCCACCUUAGAAUACUUCCUCAGCAGAGAUCUUUGGUAAUUUGAAGUACAAAAUAAACCUGAGCGGGUCUGCCUUAGCUGACGUGAAGUCCAAUCGAAGUACCGGCGCCCAUGUACAGCGCCAGCACGAAAUCGUUCCACGCAGUGCCAACAGCACGAUAGAUCUACUAGCGCCAACGAUUGUUUUAGCAGGAAGCGGGUAGUUCUUUCGUGUUGCAACAUCCCCGAAAGGUGUCUACAAUAUUGAUAAGUCGCUUGUACACGAUUAAUCAGUUCUUUAUCUUGCCACUGUUUAA